This is a messenger RNA of Opisthorchis viverrini, 2754 nucleotides long. RefSeq lists its product as hypothetical. The record is from RefSeq and is a predicted model, not a curated record. Lineage: Eukaryota; Metazoa; Platyhelminthes; Trematoda; Opisthorchiida; Opisthorchiidae. The transcript has 13 exons. Gene Ontology annotation, cellular component: actin cytoskeleton. Gene Ontology annotation, molecular function: actin filament binding; structural molecule activity. Gene Ontology annotation, biological process: cell adhesion. Bases 54 to 2459 code for a protein of 801 amino acids.
GCCUCCCAGGUGCAGCCGAAUGCCGGGCGAAUCGUGAUUUUCUCGUCUCCGAAAUGUCCGAUGAAAUACAGGAAAUAAUCCGUGGACUUCAGCUGACGGAAACUGAUGCGUCCGAACUGUUUGACGAUGAUUUGGCAGCUCUGCAUGUCACUAAAGCCACUUUCGAUAGUCGUUUGCAGUUCGUCGAGGAUUGGCUCAGCAAUCCAGGAUUCGUUGUGGACAGUGCCGGUGAGAAAGCUCUGCAACAGUUACUGAGUGCUGCUCGUCGACUAACGGACUUGACUGGUACCAAUGAGGAGCGCAAAACCAUACAAGACUUGUGUUCAGAAAUACAGAACCUUGGACUGUCGUUGAACGAGCAUCGUCGCCGUGGUGAUACACACGGCCCGCAAGUUAGUCGUCUCGGUUCUACUUGCAGUGCGAAACUGAAACACUUGAACACACUAUGUUCGGAUCUGAUUAACCGGAGCGAUAGACAUAAUCCCAUCUUCCGGUUAGCCCGUACUCUGGAGGGAAAACUCGUCCAAGCACAACGUUGGCUUGUUGAUCCGCGUGGGCCACAACGGCAGGUCGGUUUGGAAGCUUGUCGAUCUUUCGUGCAAGGUGCCAAAAAGCUAAUGGAUCUUGGACCACAUUCUGUAACAGACCAGAAUACAAACGGAGACAAGGCUAGAGUCGCUGAGGAUGCUUGUUGGGAGGCCUGUGAACACGUGGAAAGGGCUGCCGAUAGACUGUACACGAUUUCGAGCCAGCCUGAAACUCCGGAAACUACUGUUGCUCAGCACGACUUGUCUCUGGCAAUCAGCCGUAGUUUAGCACAUAUCUGGCAAACUCUCCAAAACCACUUGGUUACCCGGGUUGCAGAAACAUAUACCGAUCUUGUUGGUCCACUUAGACAACUCACCGAAACCGCCUGCCCUUCCUCUGGUGAUCCUCCAAAUGAAAAUGUCUACAACGACAAAGCUCAGCUUUUCUCGUCCCAGUGUGGUCAGCUUUCGGCCACUGCUGAGUUAGCCGCAGCAGCCAGUUUAUCUGACGUGUGGCGUGCAGAUGCCCUACGUUGCCUCGCCAGUCAGCUUCCUGAGCUGGGCUCGCAAGUGGUUCUGGCUGGUCGGGCAGUUGUUUUGUCGUGUGCUUCCCGCCUGCCUGGUUCCACUCCACUACCGCACGAACAAGCAACAGUGGACCAUUUCGCUUUGAUGCGGCAACAUUGGACAGACACAGCUGAGCGCAUGCGAACACUGGUCGAUGAGGCGGUCGAUGCCAACGCCUUUAUCAUGGCCCAGGAGGCAUGCAUGAUGAAAGAUGUAGACAUGACGGAGAAGAGUAUCCAGCAGGCAUUUACUACGGGUGUAGUAGAGGCAACGACAAGUCUGGCACGAAGAGCUAACCGAAUACUCCAAGUUGCCACUCGGGAAGCUGAGAACAGCGAGGACCCCGUCUAUGUUAAUCGGGUGAACGAAUCGGUGAAACAGCUACGAGCGACCAUCACACCAAUGGUCAACGAAGCAAAGGGACUUGUGUUGGAGAUAAAAGAUCCCCAGAUUCACGAUCGCUGGAGAGCCGCUAACCGACAGAUGCUGGUAGCUGUUGGAAUGGUCAAACAGGCCGUUGGUCCUUCUGUCCUCCCAACGACCUACUAUCAUGAGCAUUACCAGUCGACAAACCAUACCCCCUCUUCAUCACAACACCCCUGUUGUGAGGCGCCAGUCCAAGAAAUGCAAAAUUUGGUCAUUCAAACUCCUGCGGCAUCGGGAACAGAUACUUCGGAUACAGAUAUUGAAGAAGAGUUCAAUUUCCCACCACCAGAGGAAAACCAACCCAUCAUGGCGGCUGCUCAUGCACUUCACCAAGAGGCACGCCUGUGGUGUAGCAGAGACAAUGAGCUGAUUGCGACAACCAAGAGGAUGGCAGCACUCAUGGCGCAACUGAGCCAAAUCGUGCGUGGUGAAUACGGUACGAAAAAAGAUUUGAUCAACGUCGCGAUGGCAAUUGCUGGCGCGUCGCUGGAUGCUAAUCGUUGCGCAAAAGCCUUAGCGAAAGAGUGCACCGACAGGCGAAUACGUUCAAAUUUAUUGCAUCUCAGUGAGCGCAUCCUAACAAUCGGGAAUCAACUCAAAAUACUAUCUACAGUGAAAGCUACUAUGUUGGAAUCACAAGGCAAAGGAAUUCAUCAUACCCCUCUUUUAAUGCAAGCCCUUGAACGUCCGGUCAAAGGCCUCCUAAUCAGGUUUCUCUUAGCUACAAAUGCAAAGGAUGACCAACAGUACGGAUUUCUAUCUCAGAGAUCCGUUAUUGGCCGCCAGCUUCACUUCUUUGAGACUAUCACAGCAGCCUACAAAGCUGGAUACCCCACUGCAACAGUCUACCUGAACAUUCAAAAGGCCUUCAUCAGGUACCCAAAUUCCUCCCUGCAACACAAACUUAGUACCGUUGGCAUCACUAAAGCCUUAUUUUAAACACCCGCAAAUAUCCAAUUCCUUCUCUCGACCCUGACCUCUCGUUCACUCGUUCCGUUAACCGCAACGCACCACCUGACCCCAACUGCUUCCAUGGCAUAUUCAUUCCAACCUGUUGAACUACUCGUUCGAAUUUCACUACCUCUGUUUCUGUGCCUCUCACUAAAUUCAUUGGCCUUCAAUACAGUUCGUGUUCCUGUUUGCGUGAUGCCACCAUCUCACUCUUUAAAAGACCUAUCUUGCCCGACUCAAAACAGCAACAUAGGUGAGUCCUACGGUUUCUGUGAUUCCUGUU